Molecule: messenger RNA, 1963 nt
Organism: Anguilla rostrata (American eel)
Lineage: Eukaryota; Metazoa; Chordata; Actinopteri; Anguilliformes; Anguillidae
Gene: tssk6
Product: testis-specific serine kinase 6
Exons: 2
Coding region: 758-1780 (340 amino acids)
Biological process (GO): protein phosphorylation; intracellular signal transduction
Cellular component (GO): cytoplasm
Molecular function (GO): ATP binding; protein serine/threonine kinase activity
Source: RefSeq, a predicted model, not a curated record
AAAUUCAUUUUAUUUAUUCAUCAUUUAUUAAGAAACGCAGGUGUUUUCUGUGUUAUAGGCCACUUUUAAGGGAAUCUCGGUGUCACAAUUGUUAAUGUGAUAGGUCUUCUCUGAGUCUGAUUUUCUGUAUGUUAUCCAGAUAUUCAAAAUAAUUGUUUUUUCUCUCAUUUAUGCCGUUUAGCAGAGGUGUCGGCUUCUAUUCCGCUAAAUAUGCAAAGAGAAAAUACGUUUAUCUCCCCUAAGUGUAAUAAAAUUACUAAAAAGUUAUACAAACAGAUAUAGAACAUGCCUAUGCCACGUUUAAGACUGGGUUGCUGCUUUACAUUGCUUAGAGGCGUUAUCUUCUAUUACAUACUAUAGGUAUGUCAUUUGUGUGAGCACGUUUAAUAAUAGGCGUAAAGGCUAAAUAUUAACAGGGAAGUAAAAUUUCACAUUCAUAAAUGAACAAUCCAAUCUAAUAAACGUACAAAAGAAUGUAGGCCUGUUGGAAUUUUGAGGUUCUGGGCUUCCCGGUUUAGGAAAGGAUGAAAAACUGUUGUCAAUUGAAUGUAUUAAUUUAUUACGUAUUUUGGACAGAGCUCUCUCGUGAGAGAGAGCUCUGUGCUGACGUCAAAUGAAACCUUCCAGCAGGGAUAGGAUAGUACUAUGACGUCACGUACCAAACUAGAUCACAAUCUGUAUUUAAGAGACAACCGCGUAUGGACGAGCAGAACAAACAACGCUACUUGAGAAAUGGAAAUGUUAGAGUUAUUUCAAAAUGGGUACCAUCAAAUCAAAAUGUGAUGAGAAGUUAGUGUCUCGUGACGUGAAGAAAAUUGAACAGGUACAACCAGUGGCUGAACUUGAUGUCAUGGAUGACUAUCUUUUACUCAGAAAACGUGGAUACAACGUUAUUAGUAAUAUAGGUGAAGGGUCAUUUUCCAAAGUAAAGUCUGCUUACUCAGAGCGUCACAAGAAAAAUGUUGCUGUAAAGAUAAUCAACAGAAGAAAGGCUUCCAUGAACUUUCUGGAAAAGUUCUUGCCACGAGAACUGGACAUCCUCCCAUCCCUCAACCAUCGCCACAUAGUGAAGACCUACGAAAUCUUUGAAACCGCAGAGGGCAAAGUGUACAUGGUGCUGGAGCUCGGUGUGCACGGGAACCUUCUGGAGUUCAUCAAGAACCGCGGAGCCCUACCGGACCACCUGAGUAGAAAACUCUUUCGGCAACUCUCGCUCGCGGUCAAAUUUGCCCACGAGCUGGACAUCGCUCACAGGGACCUGAAGUGCGAGAAUCUGCUCCUGGACAAGGACUUCAACCUCAAGGUUUCCGACUUCGGUUUCAGCAAAAGGAUCGCCUACGAUGACAACGGAAAGGUUAUCCUGAGCAAAACCUUCUGCGGGUCGCUCGCCUACGCACCUCCCGAGAUCCUGCAGCACCAACCCUACAACCCAAAGGUAUACGACGUCUGGAGCAUGGGCGUCAUUCUGUACACCAUGGCGUUUGGAACAAUGCCAUUCGACGAGUCAAACUUGAGGAAAAUGCUUGAAAUUCAAAAGGAGCACCGCUACCAGUUCCCUUCGAAUUCCGUGGCCCCCGAGUGCAAAAACCUGAUCCACCGCAUGCUGCACCCUGACGUGCAGAGGAGGAUAUACAUUGCGACCAUUGUCGAACACCCAUGGCUGCAGGAGAGAGGCAAACUGCAAGACGGCGUCGCAAAUCAGCGAGAGGAGCCGUCAACCAGCUCAGGCUCCGGCAAUACAACAACGGGGGGAAAGCCGGCGAAUUCACAGAAAGGAUAACAGAGCUAUAAAGCACCCUCCAACAGGUUUCUGGGUGAUUUGAAUCUUCAACCGGGCUCUACAGAGGAAGGGACCUUUGUGCCAUUUUCUUCUGCAUCUAUGAUGGAAAAUUAACGUUUCAAUCUAAACAAAAAUAAACUUGUUUUGCAGACGCCCAUAAGCAGAAACACCUCUGUAAACAUG